Messenger RNA from Elaeis guineensis (African oil palm), 366 nucleotides. Lineage: Eukaryota; Viridiplantae; Streptophyta; Magnoliopsida; Arecales; Arecaceae. The record is from RefSeq and is a predicted model, not a curated record.
AUGAGCUACUUCAUCGCCUUCAUCUCUUCUGUUCUGAGUCUGAGGACCAGAGCCUCCAGGGAAGCCUACUCGAUGAAACCAGGACAGGUUUUUUCAUCGGAGGGAGGGAAGCAGAAGACGGCAAAUGAUGGAGAAGGUGAGUGUUGUGUGUGCUUGUCAAGGUUAAAAGAAGGGGAUGCAAUGCGGAGGCUGCCGUGCGGCCAUCUAUUUCAUCAGGAAUGUGUUGAUAGGUGGCUGGUCAUGUGCCGGAGGACCUGCCCUCUUUGCCGUCUCUGCGUCGAUGGAGAUCUCGAAAGGAGAGUGGAGGAGCAGUUCGCUGAGGAGCUGAUGAUAUGGUUCUCUACCUUUCAUGUACCUGGCUAUUGA